Molecule: messenger RNA, 1151 nt
Organism: Juglans regia (Persian walnut)
Lineage: Eukaryota; Viridiplantae; Streptophyta; Magnoliopsida; Fagales; Juglandaceae
Product: protein ELF4-LIKE 3-like
Exons: 2
Coding region: 508-852 (114 amino acids)
Biological process (GO): entrainment of circadian clock; positive regulation of circadian rhythm
Source: RefSeq, a predicted model, not a curated record
CUCUUUUAAUUUUUGCCUUUUCGAUUUUUCCAUGUUUUUUUAAAAUUUUCAUGAAAGAUUAAUAAUGCUGUCUGUGAAGCAGUACCCCCUCAUGGCCUCAUCUUCUCUGCAUCAUUUGACUGAGUUUUUCUUUUAGGUCUUUGAGAUUCUUUUUUGGGGUUCUGAGCUUUAGGUGGGUAUUUUCUGUGUACAUUAAAAAGGUUCCCUUUUACGGAAAUGGGAUCUGCUUUUUCACAUCUCAUCAUAAAUACCAAUAACAACUAAAUAAUAAUAAUAAUAAUAAUAAUAAUACUGGUAAUAACUCUUGGUGGAUAUCUGAUCCUCUUGUAAAAAGAACCACCCAUAGAGGUCAUGAUUCCUAGCACAGACCUUGUCUUAUAUGCAGAAAUGCCUUGCAAAAAAAAGCCAAAACUUCUCACGUUUUGUCUGGGUUUGUGGUAUGUGCAACUGUGUAAGGCAUGUGCAGGACUGGUUUUGAUUUGAUAGAAUUCUGAUUCUUUAUAAAGAAUGGAGGGUGACACAUUCUCAGGACUUGGUAAUGGCACCCAGAUCGAUAGCAAGGUCUUGCAUACAUUUGAGAAGAACUUUGUUCAAGUCCAGCACAUCUUUGAUCAGAACAGGCUGCUCAUCAAUGAGAUAAACCAGAAUCAUGAGUCCAAGAUCCCUGACAACCUCAGCAGGAAUGUAGGUCUGAUCAGGGAGCUCAACAGCAAUAUCAGGAGGGUCGUUGACCUCUAUGCAGACCUCUCUACCUCCUUUACCAAAUCCGUGGAGGCUUCCUCUGAGGGGGACUCCAGUGGGGCUUUGAGAUCAGAUGGCAAAGCUGGGCACAAGCGAAAUAGGCCUGCAUAGAGAAUUUCCUAAUCAAAAUUCUUUUGCAUGGUGGAAAACAAGAAUUUCACAAUUUGUGUUAAGGUGGUAGAGCAUGAUUAGAUUCUGGAACUCUUGUGUCAGUGAACCUGUCCCUGGUUCUUCACUUACAUUUCUUAUAAAAAAAAUAAUUUCCGGGAAGUUCUACUUCUCCUCAUUGUAACUCAGUUUAGCUCUGGAUCUAAUUGAAAAGUACCAAGCAUGUUUGUAUCAUCUACUUUUUUAUUCUGCUGUUGUUCUUGAUAAUUAGUAAUAUAGCUAGUUUUGUUUUUUGGGUUCAA